This is a messenger RNA of Trematosphaeria pertusa, 3331 nucleotides long. RefSeq lists its product as uncharacterized. Lineage: Eukaryota; Fungi; Ascomycota; Dothideomycetes; Pleosporales; Trematosphaeriaceae. The transcript has a single exon. The record is from RefSeq and is a predicted model, not a curated record. The coding region runs from base 331 to 3138 and encodes 935 amino acids.
CACCCCGACCAGGCGUUCGGAAAUUGGUACCUCUCCCCAGGUCAACUCCGCACUCUCCACUCCCCGCAAACUUGCGAUACGUCAAUCCGCAUGCAGGAAGGGGCUCGGGAAAAUAUUCUUGGCUUUUGAGCUUGACCCGGGGACUGAUCCUUCCUGCCUAUCGCCAAGGCCGAGUGCUCGGUCCUAGCCAGCCGACGGCGAAAUUCGCACGCUAUUCUAAUUAAUUAUGACCGAAAACCGGCAAGGCCAUAUGCAGGUACAUAUUGAGCCGGUUUCAAUGCGAAAUACAUCGCUUCGCCACGCCUUUCAUUCUUGCGGUAUCCUACCAAAAUGUGGAAAGCGGCGCUGGCUCUCCUGGGCCUUGGACAGCUCUCAAGCCUGGCAACUGCACAGGUUCAGAGCUCAGGCAAUGCUGUUAAGGUCAAAUGGCUCGAAGGGACGCCAAUGCUUAAUUCCGGUACUACGUUCGGCCUUCCGUGGGCUCGAGGCCAACAUCCCUCCAACGGAACGACAUUUACCGCGUCCUAUGGUACCGGCGACCAGGUGCAGCUUCAAUCAUGGAUCACAGCAUAUUGGCCUGAUGGCUCGAUCAAGUGGAGCGGACAUGCCAUAUCUGGAGCCGAAACAGCCCACGACGAAUACACGGUUACGGCUUCCAAUGCCUCUUCCGCCGGCAUUAGGCGCCGAGCCGCUAAUGGAACCUCUAUACAGGUCACGGAGACGUCGGACAGCGUCAUAGUCGAUACCGGCAAGAUUUCUGCUUCUUUUCCGAAAUCUGGAAGCGUCUUGGUUUCCUCGAUCAAGACAUCGACUGGCAAGACGGUGGGCAGAAACGGGCGCUUGAUCUUGAGAUCGCAAUCGGGGGUAUCGGAGGACGGGGAUGCAUCCGGAAUCAGCUACUUCAAGUUUGGGAGCAAGAUCUACAAUGCCACCGUAUCAGCCGAAAGUUUGGUGCGUGCUUUGGUGACGGUGCAAGGCAUCCACCAAGUAGAUGGGAAUUCAACCGCUACUCAUAACGACUGGCUCCCGUUCACCCUUCGCUUCUACCUAUACGCCAAUUCUUACGCCAUUCGCACCGUCCAUACAAUAGUCUAUGAUGGCGAUGCAAAGAGCGACUUCAUCUCUGGCCUUGGUAUUCGCUUCGAUGUUCCCCUCGCCGGAGACGAGCUGUACGACCGCCAUGUCCGGAUCGCUGGUGCGGAUGGAGGAAUACUGCAUGAGGCAGCCCAAGGGCUCACGGGCCUGCGUCGGGACCCAGGAAAGGCCGUGCGAACCGCUCAGUACAACGGCACAAAGACGCCAAACAAGAGUACGUGGACCACUGGGGUUGCCGAUCACUUACAGUGGGUCCCGGCAUGGAAUGACUUCCGUCUUACGCAACUAUCGCCGGACGGCUUCAAUAUCAUGAAGCGCACUAAAGCCGGCCAGAGCUGGCUCAAGAUUCCGGGUGGAACACGGGCAGGCGGCCUAGCAUAUCUUGGAGGAGCCACCACUGGUGGGUUAGCCGUCGGACUACGCGAUUUCUGGAAGAAAUAUCCCACGAGCUGGGAUGUUUCUAAUGCUGCCACGGAGGAGGGUUCCAUUACGUUGUGGCUCUACAGCCCCUCAGCGGAACCAAUGGAUCUGCGGCCGUACCACGACGGCUUAGGCGAGGAUACUUACGAGAAGCAGCUGACCGCUUUGGACAUUACAUAUGAGGAUUAUGAAGGCGGAUACAACACACCUUACGGCAUCGCUCGAACCAACGAGCUCUUUAUCUACGCGUUCGACAGCACGCCUUCUGCUGACCACCUGUCUGCGCUAACGAACCAUACCAACGAACCGCCUGUCCUCGUCGCCGAACCGGAGUACAUCCACAACACCAAUGCGCUUGGCUCCUAUUGGAAUCUUCCCGGUGCAACCUCUAAUUCGUCCUCAGCAGCAACGAUCGAGUCACACAUGGACUUUCUGGUCAAGUUCUACCAGGACCAGGUCGAGCAGCGCCGAUGGUACGGUUUCUGGGACCAUGGCGAUAUCAUGCACAGCUACGACACGGAUCGGCAUACGUGGAAGUACGACAUUGGAGGCUAUGCAUGGGAUAACUCUGAACUCUCUCCCGACCUCUUCUUCUGGAAUUACUUCCUUCGCAGUGGCCGUGCUGAUGUGUAUCGUCUCGCUGAAGCUCAAGUUCGGCACGGAGGCGAAGUCGAUUCUUACCAUCUCGGAAACUUCACUGGCUUGGGGACGCGACACGGAGUUCAGCAUUGGGGUGACAGCGCAAAGCAAGUCCGCAUCUCCACCCCCGUGUACCGCAAGACUUUCUACUACCUCUCAGGCGGCGAUGAGCGAACGGGUGAUCUCGUCCACGAGGUCCUGCAAUCGGAGAAAGCUUGGGUUCUUGUCGACGCUCGUCGGAAAGUGCGCGACCCGAGCGUCGUCUACAAGCCCGAUCCAAGUGCUCUAUAUCUCGACUUUGGUACCGAUUGGGCGGGCGUAGCGGCGGCAUACUUGCUCGAAUGGGAGCGCCGCGGGCCGCGCUGGGAAGAAGCGCGUGAUAAGCUAAUCGAAACCGCGAAGACAUUCCCUCAGCUGAAGUUCGGCUUCGUGACCGGCGAGGCACUCUACAACUCGUACACGGGCGCAUGGGCACCUCCGCCGACCGAUCCAAACAACAACGGCACCGUCAGCGUCUCGCACCUCUCAGCCGUCUUCGGCGUCCUAGAAACCCUCGACCAGCUUUUCGCACACUAUCUCGAAACCCCCAAGCCCUUCAUCGACGCCUGGCUCGACUAUUGCUACUACUACGGCGCGAGCAAAGCUGAGCAGAAAGCACGCUACGGCAAGGACUUUGGCAGUCUCAGCCUGCGGCAAGGCCAUUCUCGUCUUACCGCUUAUGUCGCGCGUAUGAGAAACAAUGCUACGCUGGCGAAGAGGGCUUGGAACGAGUUCCUGAAUGAUGAUAGCCCAGACGAGCUGAACCCGAACGAUCCGUGGAAGACGGAGCGGAUCGAUGGGAGCGGGGUUCUGGUGCCGGUCGAUGAGGCGAGUUGGAUCACGACGAAUGCGGCGGCGCUGUAUGGGCUAGGAGGGAUUGAGAAUUUGGCGCUUGUUGGGGGGCCGGAGGGGAUGCGUGGGGGGAAUGGGACUGUGGGUGAGUAGGUGGGAAGGGAUGGUUUGCGAUUCGGACACAUCGUAUUUUCAUAGGGAAUGAAGCAGUCUUUCCUCAGGGCGGUUGAGUUUUUGAGAAUCCUGUAAUGUGGAUUCGGAUACCUGGGUAAGCACUCGAGGUAUGUUUUCUCUGUGCCACGCAAGGACUAUCUUGGACUGGCUACUGAUUCCGCAAGGCCCAAGG